This is a messenger RNA of Exophiala oligosperma, 982 nucleotides long. RefSeq lists its product as uncharacterized. Gene Ontology annotation, biological process: cell motility; actin filament severing; actin filament depolymerization. The transcript has 6 exons. The coding region runs from base 166 to 624 and encodes 152 amino acids. Gene Ontology annotation, cellular component: actin cytoskeleton; actin cortical patch; cytoplasm. The record is from RefSeq and is a predicted model, not a curated record. Gene Ontology annotation, molecular function: actin filament binding. Lineage: Eukaryota; Fungi; Ascomycota; Eurotiomycetes; Chaetothyriales; Herpotrichiellaceae.
AACAGAACUGCGCAGUCACUUCUCCUACUCGCAACACCUCGACGGUAUUUCGCUGCCUACAGAUUCUCGCAUUCUACCAAUUUACUUUUCUCGGCGGCCUCAUAAGCUCCUAGACCAGAGACUUGAAUCUACCCGCGCCGCUUCAAGAAUCGUCAAUCAGCAAUCAUGCCUGUCUCAGGACUUUCCGUCAACCCAGAGUGCGUCUCUGCUUUCAAUGAGCUGAAGCUCGGCCGCGGUGGCCCCAAAUACAUUAUCUACAAGAUCUCCGAUGAUCAGAAGGAGAUUGUGGUAGACGAGAUUGGCAAAGAGUCAGACUACGAUACCUUCAGAGAGAAGCUCAUCUCCAAGAAGGAAAAGAGUGGCAAGGAUAGACCCUCCUAUGCCAUCUACGACGUUGAAUUUGAGCUUGAGGGCGGUGAGGGCAAGAGAUCCAAAAUCGCCUUCAUUACCUACAUCAACCAAGACGCCACCGGUGUCAAGUCCCGCAUGGUCUACGCCAGCUCCCGCGAAACCUUGAAGAACGCACUAAACGGCAUUGCCAUGAACUGGCAAGCAAACGACCCAGGCGAGUUGGAAUGGGCCGAUCUUCUCAAGGAAGCGAGCAAGGGCAAGGGCACAAUAUAAUCCUGACACACGAGUUGGCCAAUUUGCGAUGCGGCUCACAAUGCGGCCUUCAUAGUGGAAGCAGCAAGUAAACCACGGGUUGUAUGCAAGUGGGAGUUCUCUUCUGACGAGCGGAGCUUCGCUUGUACAGGCUGUUGUCAUGCACCGUUGGAGGAGCCGACAUCUCACGCCGUGACGAAAACAGGUCCCAUGCAAUGAAGAAUCCGAGAUAGAUGGUCUGGAGCAAAAUCAAAACAAUUUUCCCAAAUAGUCACUCGCGCCCGGAAGAAUUAGGAUUGAUAUGAAGAACUUGCCGGUUUCGCCUGUCAGGUUUAUUAUUCUUCAACAUCUCGAUCUACUUUUAUUCCAUGCGUUCUCG